AUGGCAGAUGUUGGAAAGUCCAAAGCAGAGGUAGCGGCUGCUUUCGUCCAGAAUAGAGUCAGUGGGUGUACAGUGACAGCCCACAACUGUAGAAUCGAAGAUAAGCCACCGUCCUUCUAUCGUCAGUUUUCUCUAGUCAUUUGUGGGCUCGACUCCAUUGCGGCACGGCGAUGGAUCAACGGCAUGCUUUGUGAUCUGGUGCUGAUGGAAAAUGGAGAAGUUGAUACUUCUACGAUUAUACCACUCAUUGAUGGCGGAACAGAGGGAUUCAAGGGUAACGCAAGAGUUAUCUAUCCGAAGCUCUCCGCCUGUAUUGAUUGCACACUAGAUUUAUUUCCACCUCAGGUGAAUUAUCCUCUGUGCACAAUAGCGCAUACGCCUAGGUUACCGGAGCAUUGCGUAGAGUACGUAAAAGUUAUGCAGUGGACUGAAGAAGGGCCUUUCGGAGGUAAGUCUUCUAAUUUAAUCACUUCAGCUCCUGCAUUGUAA
This is a messenger RNA of Cooperia oncophora, 489 nucleotides long. The record is from the annotation of a GenBank genome assembly. Lineage: Eukaryota; Metazoa; Nematoda; Chromadorea; Rhabditida; Trichostrongylidae.